AUGCAGGUACUGCUAACACACAACACUGACUGGCUUGGGAAGUAUCGAGGGUCUGGUCCCGUUGUACUCAAGCCAAAGACCACCCAAGAAGUGUCGUCUAUACUAAAAUACUGCAACGACAACAGCAUAGCAGUGGUGCCACAAGGGGGUAAUACGGGACUUGUGGGUGGCGGUGUACCUGUACGUGACGAGAUUGUUCUGUCCACUUCCCUGAUGCAAACCAUCGAGAGCUUCGACCCAGUCUCGGGUAUCCUCACAUGCCAGGCCGGCUGUAUCCUCGAAUCACUGGACGGCUAUCUGGCUGACCGUGGAUUCUGUAUGCCGCUCGAUCUGGGUGCUAAGGGGAGCUGUCAAAUUGGCGGAAAUAUCGCCACAAACGCCGGCGGCAUCCGUUUCGUGCGCUAUGGGUCUCUGCAUGGCACAGUGCUGGGCCUGGAAGUAGUACUCCCCGACGGUACGGUAGUAGACACCAUCUCCCCCUGCCGCAAGGACAACACCGGGUACGAUAUCAAGCAGCUGUUCAUAGGCUCCGAGGGGACGUUGGGUGUGGUGACACGUGCGUCUCUGUUGACGUCCAGUCGAGCCAGUGCGGUGAACGUUGCGCUGCUGGGAUGCGAGUCGUACGAGAGUGUCGUUGAGCUGCUUGCCCAGGCCAGGGGCAUGCUGGGUGAGGUGGUGAGCGCGGUUGAGUUCCUGGAUGACUCUUGCAUGGAUGUAAUCCAGACCAACCUGCCUGGGGGCACCAAUCCCCUGUCUGCCAACUACCCCUUCUAUUUCCUGGUCGAGACCUCUGGGUCAAACAACGAUCACGACACGGAGAAGCUCAAUAAGUAUCUCGAGAGCGUUAUAGAGAGUGGUGUGUGCGUCGACGGCACGGUUGCCAUGGAUACGACUCAGCAAAAGGCUCUGUGGGCCAUCAGAGAGGAAAUUUCUGGCGCGCUGUUGGGCGAUGGUUACGUUUACAAGUACGAUAUAUCUCUACCCGUUUCCAAGAUGUACGAUAUCGUGGAGGACAUGCGGAAACGAUGCGAGGGAUUGACUGUACGAGUGUGCGGGUACGGACAUAUUGGAGACGGCAAUUUGCAUCUUAAUAUCACUUCCAAGGAGUACAAUCCCGAGCUGUUGGCCAAAAUCGAGCCAUACGUUUACGAAUAUACAGCGGGUGAAAACGGCAGUGUCAGUGCGGAACAUGGACUGGGCUAUAUGAAGUCCAAGUGUAUCCACUACUCCAAGAGCCCAGCCGCGGUGACCCUGAUGCACCAAAUCAAGAGCCUGUUCGACCCCAAGGGUAUACUGAAUCCCUACAAGCUCCUUCCCCCAAAUUCAGCGAACAAAUAGGGCCCAAAUCACUUUAAUACAGCAACCCCGACCCUUACUACUACUGAGGCCUGGCUGGAUAGUACACGGACCUCGGAUUCGUCCUUUUUUCCUAACCGAGUGCAGUACGUAUGGGCUGGUGUCUCUGUCUCUAGACACAUGGUGUCUGGUGAGUACGCCGGGUGUGUAUAUCAUUGUCCCACCUGCUCCCGUGUCCUAUAGCUCGCUCGUCUGGUGAUAGAUUAAGGCCUGAUAUAUUUGGCGUGGCCUGCUGAAGUGGCUCCUGGUCCGCGUAAGGUGUGCUUAAUUUGAUACCCAUCUCAUCGCAUGGGGCUCCAAUGCAGUCAGCCCUCCGUCCCAAGGACCCAAUAGAUAACUAUCAGCGUUGCUCGCUGAAUUGUCUCACUCUGUGGUUGUUACAGCUGUGUGUGAUAAUAGAAACCCUGUGUAGGUCUGGAAUCUCCACCGCGACAGAGUGCAGACGGUCGGCGGUAGUAGCUAAAGCCUCACCACUUUGAACCACAUACGGCAGCUGAGUGUUGCACGGGCGAGUAUGACGAACUGGCCACUUAUGAAUUAGAAGUGGGUACCCACGUGAUUAAUUAUUAAAUGAGCG
Molecule: messenger RNA, 1933 nt
Organism: Sphaeroforma arctica JP610
Lineage: Eukaryota; Ichthyosporea; Ichthyophonida
Product: D-2-hydroxyglutarate dehydrogenase, mitochondrial
Exons: 8
Coding region: 1-1338 (445 amino acids)
Cellular component (GO): mitochondrion
Molecular function (GO): FAD binding; catalytic activity
Source: RefSeq, a predicted model, not a curated record